AUGUUAGAAGAAAUCAGGUAUUUGGGACACAGGAUUACUAAGAAGGGGCUUUAUCCGGAUAACUCGCACAUUACAGCAAUUACGAACAUGCCUAAACCUGGAAAUAAAAAGGAUGUAGAGCGAUUACUAGGACUAAUUACUUACGUGGGUGCUUUUAUACCAAAUUUAUCUGAUAAGACAUUGUUGUUGAGAGAGUUUAAAAAAAAAGAAACGGAAUGGCACUGGGAUGAACGACAUGACGAGUGUUUAAAAGUUAUAAAACAGUGUUUAUCAAAACCACCAGUGCUGAGAUAUUACGACUUAGACCUCCCUAUUACUAUCUCAGUAGAUGCGAGCAAAAGCGGCUUAGGUGCCUGUCUAAUGCAAAAAGGAAUGCCAGUUUGUUAUGCGUCUAAGUCAUUGUCAAAAGCAGAACAGCGAUAUGCUCCGAUAGAGAAGGAGUUAUACGCUUGCGUUUUUGCUUGUGAGAGGUUUCAUGCGUACAUUUACGGAAGAACAGAUGUCGUGAUCGAAACUGAUCACAAGCCACUCGUUAGCAUUAUAAAGAAACCAAUAGUGGACUCACCAUCGCGCCUUCAACGGAUGUUAUUGAAAUUACAACGCUAUACAUUCAAAUUAGUCUACAAAGCCGGUAAACAUCUAUUUAUUGCAGACGCGUUGUCACGGGCAUACGAGCACGAGCCGGCGUUGAGCGCGCAGGUUUCCAGCGCUGACUAUACACAGUACGAUAAAGUUUGCGCGAUCACAAGAGAUAUGGCACUGAGCGCAGCGACUGAUGUUACGGACUUGCAGUUUAUUACGUUGCAAAAGAGUUCAGAAAAUGAUGAUGAACUCGCGUUGUUGAGGAAAUACAUAAGAGAAGGGUGGCCUACAAACAAACAUGACGUCAUAGAUUUGGUAAAGCCAUAUUGGGGCUAUAAAGAGCAUUUAUCGAUCGCGUAUGGUCUAUUCUGGAAGGAUCAAAGGAUAGUGGUGCCAAAACUCUUAAGAAAAGAUUUGUUAAAAAAGAUACACGUCGGUCAUGUAGGGUUGCAAAAAUGUCAAUUGCGGGCAAGGGAGACAAUAUUUUGGCCGGGAAUAAAUAACGAUUUAACAAAUUUAAUAUCUAAUUGUAGUAUUUGCCUGACGUACAGGAAAAACAACCAAAAGGAAGAAAUGCAACCUCACGAAAUUCCCGACCGACCAUGGGCAAAAGUAGGUACAGAUCUAAUUCAAAUAAAAUUAUUAGUCGAUUACUAUAGCAAAUUUUUUGAAAUAGAGAAAUUACAAUGUACAACUUCAGCGAGUAUAAUUGAAACCCUAAAAAACAUAUUUAGUCGUCAGUGUAUACCGAACGUAGUCAUGUCUGAUUGUGGUCCACAGUUUUCAUCAACCCUGUUUAGACAGUUUUCGUUAGAAUGGAAUUUCAAACACAUAACCUCAUCGCCACGAUAUCCGCAAUCUAAAGGACAAAUUGAGCGAAUGGUACAAACUGUAAAAAACAUAAUACUUAAAAGUAAAGAAGAUAGAGUUGAUUAUCGAUUGGCUUUAUUAGAGUAUCUUAACACACCUUUAGAAAAUGAUAUUUCAUCACCAGCUGAGUUAUUGCAAAGUAGGAAAUUCAGAAAUAGAAUGGUUGAGUUAGGGGUAUUAAAACCGGUUGACCACGCAGACUAUGCGUCCCCUAUAGUCCCUGUUUUAAAAAGAAAUGGCACUAUUCGCUUGUGUGCCGAUUACUCGGUUAGUAUUAAUAGGCAAUUAAUUAUCGACCAGUAUCCUCUGCCAACUGCCAAGGAAUUGUUUGCAAAGCUUUACGGUGGAAAAAAAUUCACCAAAUUAGACUUAUCUAUGGCUUAUAACCAAUUUGAGCUGGAUGACGAGUCACAAAGGUACACUGUAAUUAAUACUCAUCGUGGAUUAUACAAGUAUACUAGGCUAGUCUUUGGGCUUGCUCCAGCGCCAGCAAUUUUUCAGCGUGCGAUGGAGGGCCUAAUUGGUGGACAGGAGGGCGUGCUGUGUUUGUUGGAUGACGUGCUCAUUACGGGGCGUGACGACGCCGAGCACGCUGCACGCCUCCGGGCGGUGUUGCAGACCUUACAAGAAGCAGGAUUGACCUUGCAAAGGGAGAAGUGCGAGUUCUAUAAAGAUGAGGUUAACUACUUGGGUUAUGUUAUCAAUAAAAAUGGGUUGAAAAAGUCUCCAGAUAAAAUUAAAGCAAUAGUAGACUCCCCUGCACCAUCAAAUAUAAGCCAACUGCAAUCGUUUUUGGGCCUAGUAAAUUAUUAUCGAAACUUUGUACCAAGUGCAGCGUCUGUUUUAAGCCCACUUUAUAAUCUGCUAAAAAAGGGGGUAAAAUGGUCGUGGGGUCUAGAUCAUCAUGAGGCAUUCACAAAAAUAAAACUGUUAUUAGCUUCAGACCAGGUACUCGCCCACUUCAACCCCGAAGCAAGGCUAAUCCUGACUGUAGACGCGUCUCCGGUUGGCUUGGGUGCGAUACUGUCGCAAGUAGGUUCCGACGGGCAAGAAAGACCGAUUUCGUUUGCAUCGCGAACUCUAAAUAUCGCAGAAAAACGAUAUUCACAAAUACAGAAAGAAGCGACCGCAAUUAUAUUUGGAAUUCGGCGCUUCCAUCAGUAUUUGUACGGUAGAACAAAUCCGUUUGUAUUAAGAACAGAUCAUAAGCCACUAAUUUCGAUAUUCGGACCGUACAAAGGCAUUCCGGAAGUAUCGGCGAAUCGACUGCAGAGGUACGCAAUGUUUUUAAGCACGUAUAACUAUACGAUCGAGUAUAUACGAAGCGCUGAUAACAGCGCCGACUAUUUGUCUCGCUCAAGUAUUUCGGAGGCGAGGCGCGCGCCCGACACGGGUGCAGGCGCACUCGAUACGUGCACUGCGGACGACUUCACUUCGAGCGACCGCGCGGCUUACGUGUGUUUUGUGGUCGACACGAGUUUACCGAUUACGGUUUCGGAACUACGGGAUGAAACAAAAAGGGACAAAAUUUUAUCUAAAGUAACCGAAUAUGUUAAACACGGUUGGCCUAAGAAAAUAAGUGAUUUGUACCUUAAGCCUUAUUUUUCAUGUAGAACGCAAUUCUCGGUUGAAAAUGGAUGCUUAAUGAGAGGUCAUAAGAUCGUGAUUCCCGAGACGUUGCGUAAAAGGGUGUUAGACGAGUUACACAAAACACAUCUGGGUAUCGUAAAAACCAAGGCCGAAGUUCGAUCCAGAUUUUGGUUUCCGGGCGUAGAUGAGGCCGUGGAGCAUAUGAUAGGGACAUCUAGUUCUACUUCCUCCGAUACAGUCAUUGAAAAGAUGUACGAAUUCAUGUCUAGGUUCGGCAUACCGCAAACGAUUGUAAGCGACAAUGGAACGGCGUUUACUUCACAAGAAUUUAAACGUUUCUGUGAAGUAAACGGGAUAUCACACGUUACGUCGCCACCGUAUCACCCGGCAAGUAACGGUCAAGCCGAAAGUUAUGUAAAAAUAGUCAAAAAGGGUAUAAAAUCAAGUAUUAUGUCUAGCAGCAACACAAAACAAUCAAAAAAUAAUUUAUUAAAGUUUUUGUUUGAUUACCGGAAUUCAAAGCACUCGACCACCGGCAUGUCACCCGCCGAGUUGAUUUUCGGGCGAAAGCUAAACUCGCGCUUAGACAGAUUGGUACCUACGUCAUCGCUGUCUGCGUCUGCGGCUUCAUCCGAUUUGAUAAAUGUGCAAAAAUGUCCACAGAAGGAAGAACCAGUACGUUUUAAGCAAAUGCUACCUGGAACUUUCGUUUUAUAUAAAAAAUAUGUAAAUAACAAGUUUACCUGGUGUAAGGGAACGAUAACAAAAAGAAUUGGCAAAGUUAUCUACUUAGUAAAAGAUUGGGACACGCAAAUAUGUUAUCGAAAACAUAAAAAUCAAUUAAUUUUAUAUAAAGCUGAAAGUAAUGACUAUAACGCAUGGGACGUGGACGCUUACGAGAAAGGGAACACUUGCGACACCGGAAACACUUUUACACCACCGCCAUCACUGCCGGCAUCACCAUCACCAUCAUCAUCAUCAUCGUCACCACUUCAUCCGGCGUCUACCAUAGAUCCCAGCCUAGUUACCACGGCAGAGCGAGAAGGUUCGCCACGUCGAGGUGAAAGUGAUGAAGCAGAGAACCCUGUGCCGCCUCGGUUGGAGGAGGACGACGAGUUCCACGAAGCAGAAGCAGAUUUUAAUGGUGGUCGAAUCGAAGCCACUAGAAAUAGACUGCGCCCCCGUCCCAAGGUUGAUUAUAAGCGUUUCUUUUAG
Messenger RNA from Parnassius mnemosyne (clouded apollo), 4257 nucleotides. NCBI's taxonomy places the organism in Eukaryota, Metazoa, Arthropoda, Insecta, Lepidoptera, Papilionidae. The record is from the annotation of a GenBank genome assembly.